Nylanderia fulva is the source of this 1389-nucleotide messenger RNA. RefSeq lists its product as uncharacterized. NCBI's taxonomy places the organism in Eukaryota, Metazoa, Arthropoda, Insecta, Hymenoptera, Formicidae. The record is from RefSeq and is a predicted model, not a curated record.
AUGCCGACCGCCCAGCAGACCAGCCUGGGAUGGAUCCUGUCCGGCGGCUACGACGCAACAGCAAUCAACGGACAUCGCCGCACAUUCCGGUGCACCGCCGAUCACGACCUCGCCGACCUCGUUCGACGCUUUUGGGAGCAGGAGAGCGAGCCAAUAACUCGGGCUCCACUUACUCCCGAAGAAGCUAAGUGCGAGGAAUUAUAUGUGCGCACCGUCACACGCACGUCCACCGGGAGGUACAUUGUGAGGCUACCACUUUCAUCACCGCCGACGAAUCUUCACGAGACUCGCCGACCAGCGGAGCGCCUCUUGAGAACCAUGGAGACCAAAGGCAGCCGAGAUCCUCGAUUUGGCGACCUUUAUCGCAGCUUCAUGCAGGAGUUCGAAGACCUACAACACAUGAAGAGAGUCAACAUUGCAACUACAGCGGAUGACCUCAAGUGUUACUUACCGCAUCACGGGGUCCUGAAGGAGUCGAGCACGACGACAAAACUCCGAGUCGUAUUUAACGGCUCUCAACGCACACAGGCCGGUACUUCACUGAACUCUCAUCUGUUGACUGGGGCGAAUCUUCUGCCAGCGCUCAACGACGUGUUGCUGCGAUGGCGUUGGCACCGGUACGUCUUUGUCACCGACGUAGAAAAAAUGUACCGCCAAAUCCUCGUACAUCCUGAGGAUUGCCGUCUUCAAACAAUCCUGUGGCGUCACAACAAGACGGACGAAAUCCAAGAAUACGACCUGCUAACGGUGACCUACGGCAUGGCUUGUGCACCGUUCCUGGCCAUACGAACACUGCGGCAACUCUGCGCAGACGAGGGGACGCAAUUUCCUCAAGGAGCCACAGCACUUAAGCGUGACUGCUACGUCGACGACGUGGUCACCGGCGCAGACAACCUCGACGAUGCCAUCAACCUCCAGACGGAGCUGCGCCACCUGUGCACGGCGGGCGGAUUUCCACUGAAGAAGUGGGCCUCAAAUAACUCCGAGGUCCUCGCGGGAGUCCCUCAAGAGCAUCGGCUGCCGCAAGGACCGCAUUCAUGGGACGGAGAGAGCCAUUCGACCUUGAGCCUGCGAUGGCAUCCUCAAGAUGACUGGUUUGCCUUCGCAAUACAUCCGCGUUCAGUCACAGAAUUCACGAAGCGACGAGUCCUCGCCGAGACUGUGCGACCGACCACUGGUCGCGAUCCCCAGGAUCCUGUUGCGGGCGAACGACCCUCGCAGAUGGAUGAAGCAGACCCAAACACCAACGACGGAACACCCAAGGAAGUUCCACCUACCCAGGAAGCGACCUCGUUGGAGAUAGCCGAUGAACGACCCACAAUCAUCCUAGGAGCCACAGCGAGCCCUGAGAAGGAUGAAGGACGUGUCACGGAUAUCCCAAUGCAAUAG